AAAAAAAGGAAUAAAAACUAGAGGGAAAAAGAACAAAGAAUUAAAAUUUUCAUUGCUAUUAGUCAGCCAAUCGCCGGUAAAUUUUCUUUUCCUAAUUUUUUUGAUUCGUUAAUGUUAAUCAAAGUAAUCCCCAGUGAAGACGACUUCCCAAGUUCAUUUACCAACCGGCUGCCUUCUCAACCCCGCUCUCUUCUUUCUUUCUCCAGUGUUUGUUCAGAUUCAAAUUCUAAGUCAAAUCUCAGCUUCAACAAUGCUUAAUUUGUAACCCAAUUUCCUGUUAGAGGCUUCAACGAAUUCGAAUUUAGGGUUCUUGUUGGGCCGGUUUGAUUUGAUUGAAAGAUCUCAAAUCCGAGCCAGUUCUGUAGCCAAUCGUUCUUUUUCGAACGAAGGGGGGCGAAAGUUUUUGCCUUUUUUUUUUUUUUAUAUAUAUAUAUAGAGUCGUGAUCGUAGGAUAAGUCAUGUUCUAUGGUGCGGUGGUGUGGGAUCCAUGGCUGAUCGUUGCCCAAAUUGUUUGCCUCCAAUGCUUAUACUAUCUAACUCUAGGGUUGUUUUUGGCCAUUCUUGUUGGCACUAGGGUUUCGAGGAUGAGUUUGGUCUAUUUCUUUGAUUACGCCGCCGUAGCUGCCUCCACGGUCACCGGGUGGUGCGUCAUUGCUUCGUUUAUUCUUAGCUCCCUUGCUGGGGCUGGAUUUUUAGUCUAUCUGGUUGAGAGAGCGAAAAAAUGCCUGGAUUUUACGGCCACCCUAUACAUCAUUCAUAUCUUCAUAUGCAUCAUGUAUGGAGGUUGGCCAUCGUCAAUGACUUGGUGGGUUGUCAAUGUCACUGGACUGGCUAUCAUGGCGUUGUUAGGUGAAUAUUUGUGUAUUAGACGUGAGUUGCGCGAAAUUCCAAUUGCAAGAUACCGCCCAAGUAAGCUGUCUCUCAUUGAAUAUUUAAGUUAAUCUAAUUGAUGGUAGUGAUUCUUUGUUGGAUAUCUUGUGUUCUGUACACGUAUGUGUUCAUGCUAUAGAUAUCAUAUCACUAAUCAUGCUUCUUGCUGCUGCUGUUGCACUUCGAUGUAGCCAUUUCCAUGUUUAUACUGAAAAGCUCAUCCAGAGUAUUCCGAUCUUAUUGGUGCGUUUAAAGUAUUAUAGACCUGAGAACAUUUUAUGAAUCGGUGCAGAUGUCUGAUAAGAGAAAACUAAGGGGGGCGCUUGGUUCAAAUUCUCGAUUUGCAGUAGCACUAGCAAUAGAGGGUGACUGAGAGGUCAGACAACAAUAUAAGUGAUUAAGGAGUGAUUGAGGGCGGCAGUAGAAGUGAUUGAGGGUGUCACCGAUGAUGGAUGUUCUAAUUGCAGUGUUAAUGCUUGGUUCAUAUGCUGGAAUAGAUAUCUACUAUAUCCAUUGAUAGUGAUUUUUAUAGCUUAAUUUCAAAGAUGGUGGUAAUUAGUGGAAAUUCCACCUUACCCUGUUAGCCCGUGUAUCACAAAAAUUGUAAAGAUAAAAUUUUCACUCUUUUUUUUUUUUUUCCUCCCUACUCUUCAUUAAUGACACAAGUUCAAAAUAUUAACUUCUUGCAAAACCUUUUUAAAAAA
Molecule: messenger RNA, 1574 nt
Organism: Oldenlandia corymbosa var. corymbosa
Lineage: Eukaryota; Viridiplantae; Streptophyta; Magnoliopsida; Gentianales; Rubiaceae
Source: the annotation of a GenBank genome assembly